Molecule: messenger RNA, 1693 nt
Organism: Alternaria rosae
Lineage: Eukaryota; Fungi; Ascomycota; Dothideomycetes; Pleosporales; Pleosporaceae
Exons: 1
Coding region: 1-1500 (499 amino acids)
Source: RefSeq, a predicted model, not a curated record
AUGUCUUCUUCCAACAGGCCCGGACGACUUCGAGAGAUAGCUAGCAGCUCUGGCUCCGAGUUAGUCAGACCACAACGUCGGAAGCCUUUGCAUGCAACCAGCUCCAAACACAACGAACGUCGGAAAGGAGAUCUCGACAACCGCCCCUCUGAUCGCCAAGCGGACGCCGGCGAUGUGUCUCUCGAUCACCUCAUACAUCCCCACGAAUACGUGGACUAUAGGCCAGUUCUUCGUUCGGAUCGCAUAGCUCAUCAAACUCGAGCAAGAACUCGCUUGGUACUAAAGGAUCGAGACUUCCAAUCGGAUGAGGUAUCUAUACCUUUGUCCAAGGGAUCAUCUUUACCUUAUAUGGAGUCCGUCGACCACUUCGAGACUAUCCGCGCAGGUUCUCAUGCAAUUACUGCACUUCGAAAGCACAUUUCCGCCGCUCUCCUUGCAAGGCAUCCCGAUUUGAGCGAUAUGGAGUUCUCAAGACAUAGCAAGCCGUCGUCUAUAGCGAAUCUGCGCUUGGUACUUGGAACCUACACUGACAGGUCCAUAAAGAACUGGGGCAACCCUGUGUAUGCGUACCUCAGUCCGAAUGCGAAUUCCUCAAUCGGCCCCAAGUUCAUCAUGGAGGUCAAUGAAAGACACGGACAUGGAGGACAUGACGUUGUGGAAGUGACAUGGUAUGAGGCUGUAUUUGAGCAGAGGGUUGCAACUAAACUCCCCUUCAAACAAGCUGCAACGAAAGACGAACUGUAUGCCGCGGUCAAGUAUUACUUCUUAUUGGCGGUGGAGGCGGGAGUGGAGGCCUUUCAUCAUGACUUCAUACCAUUGAACAGGUCUUUUGUCCAGCACCUGACCAGCUUGUGCCUACAUUAUGUACCAGAUCUUCGGACACCGACGCCUUCUACUGAGGGAUAUACAUACGAUGAGAAGCCACCUCCACAAUAUCCCACGAAGUUUGAUCGACGGCGUCCCCCAGGCUAUGAGAAAGAGCCGGGUGUAGCAAAGGUCCAGCAAUUUUCGCACGUCAGCAUGGACGCGUCCGAAUCUUACCCAGACAAGAGCGACAACGGCAGUGCAGACGACGAGUCUUCCAGUCUGCAGCGGUCCAGAUACGAGAAGCAAGCUUCUCGAACGCCAGGCUUCGCAGCGGAGACGUCUUUGCAUAUCUCAGCUCAACGGCGGCGCAAACCUAUCACUGCUUUCUUACACAACGAUCGAUCAGCCCUACCACGUCUCCGCAGUCAGCGCAAAGAAGUUUCAGCUUGCAGCUCGACUUACCCGUGCAAUGCCAUCUCUUCGUGGUUGGGAACAAUGACUGAAGAGCUAAAAUCGCAUCCGAAUGCUCCGCCUACCAAGGCGCGAUCAGGCAAAAGGUGCGAGUUGAAGAGCAACCAAUCCGCGCCGGGUGCUAUCGAUUGGCGCUGCGAGGAUUGUCGCCGCAAAGCUCGGUGUACUCUGGCUGCGAAGAUAUUGAUCAUUUUUCAAACCGUGACCAGGGCAGCCUGUUGAGUGGUACACUCAACUCCGUUUACUCGUUUUCGGAUCAACACGCCUCGAAGCCCGAUGGAGAACGCGUGACGUUGACGCACAUCGCGAUGACAGAGCCAAGCCCUGAUAAACAUCGUCGCGAUAUAGAGUGGAGAACGUUCCGUACUGCGACUGCUUCUCUUCUAGGAGUGGAAAAAGACCGUCGUGAGCGCCG